ACGACAUUGUGAAAAAAUAGAUCACAAACAAACCAAGCAAACGUCAGUCCGAUUUUGUCAUACUUUAAGGAACGUAUAUCAAAGAUGGUGUGCGAAAAGUGUCAGAAAAAGCUUGGCAAAGUGAUAACACCUGACCCAUGGAAGUCUGGUGCAAGAAACACAACAGAAGGAGGUGGCCGGUCAGUGAAUGAAAAUAAAGCACUUACAAUGAAAAAGAACAGAUAUUCCCCGUACAGUACAGCAUUUGAGAAAUGUAGAAUCUGUAAGUCUUCGGUCCAUCAGAAGGGCUCCCAUUACUGUCAAGGCUGUGCAUACAAGAAAGGAAUCUGUGCAAUGUGUGGCAAGAAAAUCAUCAACACAACAAAUUAUAGACAGUCGUCUACUUGAGAUCUCAAUGUUGAAUGGCAUAAUGAACUGUUUUUAAUUUGAAAGAAUAUUUGUGAAGGAUUCAAAGGUUUCAGUUUGGAAAAAAAUGUGUCAUAACAUAUCAUCACAAUUCGUAAUGGCCAAGAAGCUCCACAGUGACACAUUUUAUCAUGCAUUUUAUGUUUUGUCUGAAAACUGACUUAAUUUCAUGUGACUUUGAUAUAUGUUAAAUGUGUUAUAAAAUGCAUAAUGGAAAUACAUUCAGAGCAUCUUAUUUCAAUAUCAACAAGAGCUGUCAGUGGACAGCGCGCUCGACUAUUCUCAGUGCUUGAUAGUAUAAUAUAAGCAAUGAGUAAAACUUUAACAUUACAAUAAGCAUAUUCUAAGUCGAAAAGGGGUCAUAAUUCAGUCAAAAUGCUUGAUAGAGUUGCCUCCUCCUUUUUACAGACUGGGGUCAUGAUGGUAAACAAGUAUGCAAAAUAUGAAAGCAAUAUCUCAGUGGACUUUGAAAAUAUUUGGGGUGGUACGCAAACUUUAACAUUUAUUCUAAGUUGAAAAGGGCCAUAAUUCAGUCAAAAUGCUUGAUAGAGUUGCCUCCUCCUUUUUACAGACUGGGGUCAUGAUGGUAAACAAGUAUGCAGAAUAUGAAAGCAAUAUCUCAAUGGACUUUGAAAAUAUUUGGGGUGGUACGCAAACUUUAACAUUUAUUCUAAGUUGAAAAGGGCCAUAAUUCAGUCAAAAUGCUUGAUAGAGUUGCCUCCUCCUUUUUACAGACUGGGGUCAUGAUGGUAAACAAGUAUGCAAAAUAUGAAAGCAAUAUCUCAAUGGACUUUGAAAAUGUUUGGGGUGGUAUGCAAACUUUAACAUUUAUUCUAAGUCGAAAAGGGGCCAUAAUUCAGUCAAAAUGCUUGAUAGAGUUGCCUCCUACUUUUUACAGACUGGGGUCAUGAUGGUAAACAAGUAUGCAAAAUAUGAAAGCAAUAUCUCAAUGGACUUUGAAAAUAUUUGGGGUGAGUAGGAUAGCUCCCCUAUUCUUCGAAUAGUCGAGCUAAAAAUCACAUCUAAUUAUUUAUAAACACGCCAUGUACCCGGAUAAUCCUAACUCUGUUCAGCGACCCUAACUCAGUGCCAACAUGGCUGACAGAAAGACGAUGUAUGUAGUUAAUUUCCUUGUCUUUUUUCGUGUUUUUGUGUGAGUAUGCAAUGUUAGCGUAAAACUUUUGAUAGUCAUAAUAUCCUGUAUUGAUAACAUGUUUUGUGUACUAAAUAUUUCAAUCGAAAUGUCACAUUAUGUGGCUGGAAAUCAUUAAAAUGUACUCAAAAAGUCUUCAAAAUGAAUAUGUUUUAUGUUUCUAACUGUUUUAAAGUACCAGAAAUUGCAGCAAGACCUUACUUAUUAAAUGUAUUAGUUC
Mercenaria mercenaria is the source of this 1778-nucleotide messenger RNA. RefSeq names its product cysteine-rich PDZ-binding protein-like. The transcript is spliced from 5 exons. Gene Ontology annotation, cellular component: dendrite. Gene Ontology annotation, biological process: cytoplasmic microtubule organization. The record is from RefSeq and is a predicted model, not a curated record. Gene Ontology annotation, molecular function: microtubule binding; PDZ domain binding. NCBI's taxonomy places the organism in Eukaryota, Metazoa, Mollusca, Bivalvia, Venerida, Veneridae. Bases 85 to 387 code for a protein of 100 amino acids.